CAUGACAUGUCAUCCACAUCCUUCAGUACUCAAUAUUUGAGAACAGCGUGUGAGAACUUCAAACAGAAAUACUUGUCUGUGUUUAGUUCAAAACUUUCUGCAGCUCAGCUAGACUUUAACAAAUCAUCCACACAGGUUUGUAAUGCAUUUGGUGAGAGAAAAAAUCUACAUACAGUUUGGUGGUUGGAUGCUCUCAAUCAUGCAGAACAGAACAAGGAUUCCACAGGUGAGCUGAUAAGAAAGAUUGAAGAGGCUGUCUCCGGAACUCUAAACAAUUCGAGAUCAUCAAGAAUUGCAUCACGUUUACGAAGCAUUACUGGUCUGAAGUACCACAUCCAAACUCAUUUAGAUCAAUUGGAAGCUUCUAGACAAACGUUACUUGAUCGAAUUUUGGAAAUUGAUCAAACAAUGGCGAAUCCAAAGGAAGAGGAUAUUGAACGUGUGAGACAUUGUCGAAUAUGCCAAGCUAUUGACAAUGGUCCCACAUGUGUUCAUUGUGAAUUGGAGGAAUCAUUUCAGGAAUAUGAGUCAAGGUUAUUUCGUCUUAACAAAUUACAUGGAGGCAUUACUACAUCUGCUGAAGAGGCAGUGAAUCUGCUAAAAAGGAACUCAGAGAGAAAUCGUUACUACUGGAAUUUAGAGCGCCAAACGAAAAAUUUACUGUCAUCUAGUGAUUUUAAUGAAGAAUCGAAGAAAAGAAAGACUGGAGAAACAGUGAUGAUUCCUCGUGGCCAUCUGUCAAUCACUACUAAAAACAGGGGUGUUAUUUUGUCUUGUAGAUUCAUCCCGUUCACCUAUAACUCAAGAACACAGGAUUUUACGACCCAAGGAGUAAAGAGGUUGUGUGACUAUGCCUCCAGUUUGGAAAACAACUUACUUGAAGAGAAUAUCCAGACUUCAGCAUCCAGUUCACGGCUAACAUUCUCAUCAAAGGCUGGGGCAUUGCCUGCUCCAUCAAGUGAACCAUCAACUCCUGCUUCGAUUGGAUCUCAAGAGGUUCAAAGGCCCCCUCGUAAUGCUGCAUCACCCUCAAGCCAGCAGAAGUAACGGGAUUUCAGGAGUGGCUGAGCUUGCUAGCGGCCUCGGGAUUUCUAAAGGUAUCCAUACAGAAGAAGAAACAAGUAAUAGAACGAGUUGGUUGAAACCUGCAUUUCUUAUGAGAACACGUAGCGCAACAAACAACACCAUGAUUGUA
Messenger RNA from Populus trichocarpa (black cottonwood), 1195 nucleotides. RefSeq lists its product as uncharacterized. The record is from RefSeq and is a predicted model, not a curated record. Bases 7 to 1047 code for a protein of 346 amino acids. The transcript has 11 exons. Lineage: Eukaryota; Viridiplantae; Streptophyta; Magnoliopsida; Malpighiales; Salicaceae.